AUGGCAACCACUCGCUACAACUCCAACGACUUCCGUCGCCAGCUGGGUUCUCCGAGACCAAAAGGCCGUGCGGACACAAAAGACACUCUCUGUCGGAACAUACUUAUAUAUGGCCACUGUCGAUACGAAGAUGCUGGCUGCGCCUUCAACCACGACCAAACAAAGAAGUCUCCAAAACCUGAUACAUCCACACGCAAGACUCUCAAUGUAGACUCUGCGCCUUUCACUCCGGCCGUGUCGUCACAGCCAUCUAAGAAAACGUUCUCUUCAUCCCAUGCAGCCAGUGCUGCCGUCUUUACGCCCAGAGCCACAGCUGCAACACCCACUGGUACUCCUACCGCUCAGGAAACCGACAUACCGCCUGCGGCAAACACUCCUAGCGCUUUUAGCAAUAUUGCUGCGAUCAGAGAGUUCACUCCACAGCAACAAAACUACGACCUCACCACUAAUGGUGCUGCUGCGGCCACCCAGGAUGCCUCUCUCAACUAUGAUCCUUUCACAAUGAGCAGCGUGGCCAGCACUCUGCCCGCCGCUCCGUAUAACCCUUAUGCUUCCACCGAUCAUGCUGGCUUGGUAGCCCAUAGCGGUGCUUACUUCCCCAGCGCCCAAGCCGGUUAUCAAUCGUUGAUACCUCCAUCUUUCCACCUAUACGCGCCCAUUGGCCCUUACAGGGAAGACCUACAGCCAUGGCAGCGCUCAACUUAUGACUUCUUCAUGCCCGAGAACCUGAGACUGGAGUUGCAGAACAAAUCCCAUGCUGCGCUUCAGACUAUGACCGGCACUGCUGCUUUGCAGAUGCCCCAGGUGGGCAACUACCACACACUUGUCACUUUGGACAAGACAAGCAACAGGAAAUCCUCGAGUCUUUUCGGCUACGUCACAUGGGUUUACAAGGCCGUCUCGGGCAAGACGAGUAGACUCUACUCUCUGAGGCGCCUUGAGGGUUUUACCGUGUCCAAUGAUCAAAUCCUCAGGCCGGUCAAGGAAUGGAAAAAGAUAACGAACGGCAACAUCGUAGCCAUGCAAGAUGCCUUUACCACGAGGGCGUGGGGAGACAGCUCAUUGAUGUUCUCGUUCGAGUAUUUCCCUCUGGCAGAAACUCUGAUGGAGCACCAUUUCCCCAACGCCCAGCACAAGACUUCAUUUCGCAGUAACACCAUCCAUCAGGCGAGCGAGACGGUCCUCUGGAGCUACAUAGUUCAGAUAUCCAACGCUCUGAACUCGAUACACAGCAACGGAUUGGCUGCCAGAUGCAUUGACGCCACCAAGAUCAUCAUUACAGGCAAGAACCACAUUCGCCUGAGCUCAUGUGGCAUUCUCGAUGUCAUCGACUACGAAAAAUCAAAGCCCAUGGCGGAGCUUCAAGAGGAAGACUUUGUCGCAUUCGGGAAGUUGAUAGUAUCCCUGGCAACCAACACCCCGCCAACAAGCCUUAACCUCGGUAAGGCGAUAGAGCAGAUGGGUAGGAAUCACUCCAGCACUCUCAAGGACAUGGUUCUUUGGCUGCUGAACCCGCCCCAGGCCCUGGGGCAGAAGACUGUCAAGAAUCUCGUGGCAGGUAUUAAUGAGCACGUCAUGACGGCGUUUGACGCGCAACAGCGGCAGUCUGACAUGCUAUACUCGGAGCUAUAUCGUGAGGUGGAGAACGGGCGAGUUCUUCGACUGCUGAUGAAGCUUGCAACAAUCAACGAGCGCACUGAGUACGACAAGGACGCGGGAUGGUCCGAGAAUGGCGACCGGUAUAUGCUCAAGCUGUUUCGGGACUAUGUCUUCCACCAAGUUGAUGCCCAGGGCAGGCCGGUGCUUGAUCCGGGUCAUAUGCUUCGUUGUAUGUCCAAAUUGGACGUCGGGACAGAGGAGCGCAUCAAGCUCACUUCUCGCGAUUGCGAGACGGACUUUCUGGUGACAUAUAAGGAUCUCAAGGGCGCUGUGCAAAGCGCGUUCGGCGAAUUGCUCAAGGGCAGCGGCAACGGGCGUGGCGGACCAGUGGCGAGUGGCAGUGGCCAUGGUGUACAUCACCCUUCCCACAGGGAUCGAUUUUAA
This is a messenger RNA of Pyricularia pennisetigena, 2043 nucleotides long. RefSeq lists its product as uncharacterized. The coding region runs from base 1 to 2043 and encodes 680 amino acids. The record is from RefSeq and is a predicted model, not a curated record. Gene Ontology annotation, biological process: protein phosphorylation; mRNA processing; nuclear-transcribed mRNA poly(A) tail shortening. Gene Ontology annotation, cellular component: PAN complex; P-body. Gene Ontology annotation, molecular function: protein kinase activity; metal ion binding; ATP binding. The transcript is spliced from 6 exons. NCBI's taxonomy places the organism in Eukaryota, Fungi, Ascomycota, Sordariomycetes, Magnaporthales, Pyriculariaceae.